Messenger RNA from Plasmodium vivax (malaria parasite P. vivax), 1569 nucleotides. RefSeq lists its product as hypothetical. The record is from RefSeq and is a predicted model, not a curated record. Gene Ontology annotation, biological process: double-strand break repair via break-induced replication; DNA replication. The transcript is spliced from 2 exons. Gene Ontology annotation, cellular component: nucleus; GINS complex. NCBI's taxonomy places the organism in Eukaryota, Apicomplexa, Aconoidasida, Haemosporida, Plasmodiidae. The coding region runs from base 1 to 1569 and encodes 522 amino acids.
AUGUCAGAUGUGUUUUCCAUUUUUAAGAAGAAGCGCAUAAAAAAAGCCAAACCGAGCAAAUCGUCCGUAAAAAAGGGCAAGGGGAGGAUUUUCAUGAGCGACAAGUCGCGUCGGAAGGCGUACGCGACGAGCCGAGCGGUGAGCAGCAGCCACGGCAGCGUCCUCCACAGGCACAGCGGUGAAUACCGGAAGGCGCCCGUGGGGGUGGCUGGCGGCGCGGCAGCGAGCAACCACAGUGCAAGAUUGAGCGGCGUUGUCCACGGAAGCAUCAACGGGGGCAUCGAGGACCCCCCGUUCGGCAAACUCCCGACCAUCAAACUGCUCAACAGCGAGUCCAACGUCGUCGUGGAGAAUUUCCCAAAGCUGCCGAUAAAGAACAUCGAGUCGUGCGAAGACGUCUACAACAUAUUUUACAUAAGGGACCAGUACCUCAUAGGAAAUAAGAGCAUCCAAAUUAAUAAUGACCAUUUGAUUCUCCUGGAGACUACCCUAGACAAGCUCGACUCAGCCAUAACGGAGCUAGACACAGAAGACAGCUACUCCACCAAGAAGAUCCUGACGAGUGUAUACGAGAAGGUCUUCAAUUUGUAUAGGAGCUUCAAAAGCAUGAGGAGUUUGCCCCCCCAAUUGUCUAAUGCGUACAGCUGCUUCCAAAGCAACGUCAUCUUUGUAAAGGGAAAGCAAUUUAAAAAAAACUACGUGUUCGAUAAUUUGGUAAAUGUCUAUACGUAUCUACAGAACAGUGAGCUUCAACAGGAUAACAUCGAAACGAUCAACCAAGCCAUUUAUAUAAAUGACAAGAAUGUCUCCGCUCCGUCCUUCAUUAAUAAAAGUAUCCUCACCUCCAAUGGGCAUGUAGAAGAAAAUAUUGAAUACCUGCCUAUGAAAUUUAACCCCCAUUUUAUAGAACUAAAUAAGAUCUCCAUUUACUACCUUUUUGAAGAAUCUAUUAAUCACAUCAUAUGGCAGAAGGCUCUGGACGAGUUAGUCGUUGUAAAAGCGCUGGCAGAUAUUCCCUAUUUGGACCUUUCUGAAGUGGAAGGAUUUGAUUUUAAGAGGAUGAAGUCCGGGCAACGGCAAUGGUAUCCUGUGUACAUUGCUAAAGAAUUAAGUGAGGAAGGACUAGCCACCGUGGAAUUCCCCUUUUGGUUUUACAUAGACAAUUUGAAGAAUAUUUACAGAAAGGAGUUCGAGGAUGUGCAUGAGCUGACGGACCUGCCGAGCCCCUUCUUCUUCGAGAUCUCUUCGAUGUUCCUGGAGAACAACGCCUUCAAGAACUCCACGCCGAUCGAGACCAUCGGCCAGCGCACGCCCUACAAGUACAUCCUCAAGGUGGCAGGCCUCAUCCAGGACAUCCGCCAAAAGCGCAUCCACAAAAUUAUGAACAAAUUUAAAAACUUCGACGCCCUGUCAGAAAUUAUGAUCAUCAACAACAUCCAGAUUUACGAGACCUACUGCGUGAACUAUUUGGCUUCCGUUUUUUUCCAGAGCAAGGGGUCCAGGGGCUCUUUGACGGACGGCUUCGACGUGCGCAACUACCUCUUCGACCCCUUUGUGUUCAGCGCCUGA